UACAAUUAAAAGGAAAACAAGGUUGUUCGACUAUUUCAUUAGACUUAACUAUUUAUUUGGUCUUUCUUUAUAUUUCUAUAACUAUAUAAAUAUUUUACAGCAUUUAAAUGAACUCAUUUAUUAUUCUUUCAUAAUCUAUUAUAUAAUUACUGUAACAAUAGAUCUCCAUGAAUAUAUGACAAAUUAUUCAAACAUGUUUACACAUUAUGUAAUCAUUACCGCAUAUAAUUUUAUUAAUAGUAUACAUUUUUUUAAUGGUGUAGUUAUGUUUAAUAGGUAUAUAUAAUUUGUAUCUUAAAAAUUUAAGUACUUAUUUGGUCAUUUAGUUUGGUUUCUAUUUUUCGAUUCUAAAGAUAUAAGAUAUGCUCGAUUAUUUAUGAAAUCUAGGUUGAUUUUAGUUUUUUCAGUUUGGUAUGGUUCAGUACAUCCGGAUAAAUGUACUCAAACCUAUACAUGAUCUUAUAUAUAAAUUAUAUAAGAAAAAUUUAUUUAAUUUCAAAAAUAAAUCCGCGCUUAGAAAUCGCAGAUCAAAAUCUAGUUUAUUUUAAAACACAUUUGCUAUCUUCCCUGUGAAUACUAAAUUCGUUUCUACCGGAAUUAUUAUUUAAUGUGAUAUAACACUUACACCCAAAAAAGUCAUUUAUUUAAUGUGUUAAUAAACUAAUAUCGGCAGGUUUUGUUUUUAUUUGAUAUCUAGGCAACUACAUCCAUUGCAAGCCUAAACACAAGUUAUUGUUAGUCUUUUUUACAUAAAAAACCAGAAGUCAUUGUUAUGGGUCACAGAAAACGGCAAGGUGUGAGUUAAUAUUAACUAGAGAGGGCAAGGUUUCUAUAUGUAUAAGUUGCAAACGACACUAAGUUUUAAAGAGAGUGUGAACUACAACUGAAGCUUUUUGGUUCGGGUGGGCCAUUGUUGUGGAAUUUGUUGGACGUUUCAGACAAGUAAUCUUCGCAACUUUCGGUUUGUAUUAUUUUAUCAUAACCUACGUAAAAAUAGAUGUUAUGCCUUUAAUUCAACCUUUAGGCCUUUUUCCCUCUGCUAUAUAUGUAUAAUCCCCUACCAAACGGUCCAAACUUACAUCCCCAAUAUCAUACUCUGUUUUUAACUGUUCCUUGAGCUUAACGAAACACAAUAAUAAACUAGGGCUUUGUCCCGUGAAAAUUUUACUCUGUUUUUACGAGAAAGUGAUUGAAUCAAAUAAUACUAUACUUCUGGGGGGGGUCCCGGAUUUUUCACUCCAUAAAAUUCAGAGAAUCAUUUGAAACAAAUAAUCGAUAUAGACGAUGGCGAGAUCAUAUUUACCACCAGGUUUCAGAUUUCACCCAACAGAUGAAGAACUAGUGGGGUAUUACCUGCACAGGAGAAACGAAGGCCUUGAAAUUGAGCUCGAAAUAAUUCCAUUAAUGGAUUUAUACAAGUUUGAUCCUUGGGAACUUCCUGAGAAAUCCUUUUUGCCAAAUCGAGAUAUGGAAUGGUUUUUCUUCUGUCACCGAGACAGAAAAUACCAGAACGGUUCUCGAAUAAACAGAGCAACUAAAUCUGGUUACUGGAAAGCCACUGGAAAAGAUAGAAAAAUCGUUUGUCAGUCUUCGUCUUCCUCGUCGACUUCAUCAAUCAUUGGGUGUCGAAAAACCCUAGUUUUUUAUCUGGGUCGAGCCCCUUUUGGUGGUAGAACCGAGUGGGCAAUGCAUGAGUAUCGUCGCUUUGAUAACGAUACUUCACAAGGAUCACUGAAUUUCAAGGGAGACUUCGCGCUAUGUCGCGUGGUAAAGAGGAAUCAUGAGGUUACACUUAAGAAAUGUGAAACCAGUUCACUGGAGGUUCCAGUUCCAGAUGAGCCACUGACCAACAAUGUCGAUAUUCCUUGUGAAGCAAGAUACAUAGGAAAGGGUUCGUGUGACGCAAGUAAUACACUCCGGGCUUCUCCUGACUUCAUCCUUGGAUCAUCGACUAAGGGGCAUUCACAAUCGCAAACAGAAGACGAUUCUGGUUUCCAACAGUUUUCACUACCCGAAAUCGGAUACCCACCAGAGUUCUUUGCAGAUUUGAAUUUCGACUGGGGAAUGGAGAAUCCUUUUCCGUUCGUACAGUAUCAAGAAGCUCAUGUGAACAAUGAAGUCAUUAACUAUGAUGUUCUUCGGUAAAAAAAAAAAAAUCUAUAACUCACUCUACAUGGAUCAAGAUCUUACUAUAAUCCAUUUUAUUUGAAACUUAGAUUUGUUUGGGUGUGUACACAUGUAGUAUAGUUGCAUAGUAUAAAUAUGAAACUGCAAGAUUCUCUGCAUCAUCAGCUAGUAGUGGUUAUAAAAUUUAUAAUUACACUUUUCUAAGACCUUUUAGGUCUCAAAAUUAUGUUUAAUCAAUGUAUAAUAUAUCUACUAGCUACAUAAAUAAAUAAAAGAACUAUUGGAUACUUUUGUAAUUUGUUGAGAUUAGCUUUGUAAUUUAAUAGAAAGACUAACCAACCUUACUAUCAUCGCCGAAGAGAGAUUCCUUAGCAUCUUUCGAAUUAGCAUAUAUAUGAAAAAAAUUACAUUCUUGAUUUUGGCCAUCCUCAUAUCACCAAUUCCCGAGUUUGUAUCAAACAAUAUUUUAUUAACUAUGUGAUUUUCCGAUGCUCAUGCACGGACAUAAAUUUUUAUAAAGUUAAUUUAUAAUAGUUAAUUGAUAUUUAAUUUUAGUUUUGAAACAAUUUAUAUGUAUAAUUUAUUUUGAUAAUAUUAUAUUAUUUUAAUUAGAUAUAUAAUUUUAGAUAUAAUAUAUUAAUAAUAUUAUAUUAUGUCUCCAUUUUUUAUUUUAAAUAUAAAUUGGAUUAGUCGAUUCACUCAUGUUGUGAGUAUAUUGAGUUAUAUAUAUUCUUUCAAAUUCAAAUCAAACUUAAGUAUAAUUGUUUUGAUUCUAAUUAAAUCAAAUUAGUUUUAUUUCUCGCUUAAAUGUGCAUGUAUUUUCAUAAUAUUUAUCAAAAUUAUAUUUUGAUUUUUAAAAAAAUAUUAGAAAAUAAGAGAUGGUCAAUAGGAAAUUACAUACAUAAGUAUAUCUGAUAAAUUUUUUUAAGGUCAUGAAUGAAUAUUAAUAUUUACAAUAAUUAAAAUAUUUUAUAACCUCUAAAUAAUUGUAUGACUUAGAUUUAUUGAAAGGUAAACUUAAAAUUAUUUAAAAUAAUUUUAAAAUGAGAAUUCAGAUUUUCUUGGGUAUUUUGAUUAUGGGUAUAUUAAGUUCCACAAACAUAAAGAAAAUAUAAAAUUAAAAAGAAGCUAAGUAUUAAGAAAAAAAUAUUUUUAAUAAUGAUACAAUAUAAUAUAUAUACCUAAUUAAAAUUAUAUGCUAUUUAAAAAUAUUUUGUAAUUAUUUGAUCAAAAUAUACUUAUCAUAAAAAAUAUUUUUAGGUUCCAUGUUUAACAUCUCUUAAAAUCAUCACUUUUGCCCCAAAAAAAAACAUCACUAAAAUUGUGAUUGUUUUGUGAAAUCAUAUUAUAUAAAUAAACUAUAAUUUAUAAAUAUUUUUAAUGAAAUUGUAAGAUAUCAU
Messenger RNA from Brassica napus (rape), 3527 nucleotides. RefSeq names its product NAC domain-containing protein 71-like. The coding region runs from base 1285 to 2145 and encodes 286 amino acids. The transcript has 4 exons. The record is from RefSeq and is a predicted model, not a curated record. Gene Ontology annotation, molecular function: DNA binding. Gene Ontology annotation, biological process: regulation of DNA-templated transcription. Lineage: Eukaryota; Viridiplantae; Streptophyta; Magnoliopsida; Brassicales; Brassicaceae.